This is a messenger RNA of Encephalitozoon romaleae SJ-2008, 525 nucleotides long. RefSeq names its product soma ferritin. Bases 1 to 525 code for a protein of 174 amino acids. Gene Ontology annotation, molecular function: ferrous iron binding; ferric iron binding. Lineage: Eukaryota; Fungi; Microsporidia; Unikaryonidae. Gene Ontology annotation, biological process: iron ion transport; intracellular iron ion homeostasis. The record is from RefSeq and is a predicted model, not a curated record. The transcript has a single exon. Gene Ontology annotation, cellular component: cytoplasm.
AUGGAUCCAGAAUCCAACCAAGCUUUAACUGACGAAUGGAAGGCAGAAGCAGGGUUGCUUCUUUCCUCCCAACUGUUGCUGGAGUACAAUGCAUUUUAUUUCUAUGCAGCAUGUGCCGCUCACUUUGGGAAUCCCAAUGUCUGUCUUAAGGGACUAGAAAGGUUUUUCAAAGAAAGUAGUCUCGACGAAAACGAGCAUGCCCAGCGGAUCAUUAACUUCAUGAAUAUGAGAAGUCUGAAUAUUGAGUUCCGGACCAUAGAAGCCCCAGACAUUAAAAGGUAUGAGAAGACAAGCGACAUUCUUAAGGCCAGUAAGGAAUUUGAACAAACCGUGCUUAACAAUAUACUGACCGUCUCUGAAAUAGCUGCAAAGGCUGGGGAUGGAUCUAUUGUCGAAUUCUUUGAGGAUUUUAUUGCUGAGCAGGUGAAGUCCAUUUCAGAAUUCAAUGAUCUAUAUGUCAACUGCGUUAGGUGUGGGGACGAUGGCAUGGGAUUAUUCCUCUUUGACCAAUCACUACUAAAGUAA